Didymodactylos carnosus is the source of this 339-nucleotide messenger RNA. The record is from the annotation of a GenBank genome assembly. Lineage: Eukaryota; Metazoa; Rotifera; Eurotatoria; Philodinida; Philodinidae.
AUGCCUAAAGAACCACAUGAACAUAGUUUAGUGGUUGAAAUGCUAAGAAGUAAAUUACGAUCACUAGCAGAAGCAGAUAGAUUAAUAAUACCAGAUGAACCAACGAUAGUAAGAUUAGUUACUUUACAGCAUUUAUAUACAUCUGUACGAGGAAUUGUUAAGAAGGGAACAACAUUAUUAGAUUUAAUUCAGACUCUGCAUGCGACACCCGCUGUUAGUGGUUUGUCCACAAUCCCAUACACUAAAGAUUUAUUCGAGAAAAAGAAAAUUUGGAUCGCGGAUGGUAUGCUGCACCGAUUGAGUGAAUUGACUUUAACAACCACGAUGAAUUUGAUAUAG